This is a messenger RNA of Cyanistes caeruleus (blue tit), 961 nucleotides long. The record is from RefSeq and is a predicted model, not a curated record. NCBI's taxonomy places the organism in Eukaryota, Metazoa, Chordata, Aves, Passeriformes, Paridae.
CCCCGCCCCGUGCCUCAGUUUCCCUGGCUCCUCACGGACUGCGGGUCUCUUGCAGGGCCACGGGAAGGCGACGCCCGCCAUGAGCUCCUCGGCGCUGCUGGCUGAGGGCCCCCUCGACCCACCGGUGCUGCUGGCCGACAUCAAGACGGAGCCCCCCGAGGAGCUGCUGGCCAGCGACUGCAGCCAGCCCCAGGCCGAGCCCGUCGAUCUCUCCCUCAAUAAAUCCAAGGUGGCUCCAGCCUCGGCCCCGCCGCCACCGCCCCCAACCUCGGUCCAGUCUUCCCCCAUGCUGGUGGCUCCCCCGGUUCCUGCUCCCACCACCGUGUCCAUCCCGCCCUCCGGUCUCAGCUCCACCUCGGCCAUCCCAGCUGUUCUCUCACCCGGCUCCAUCCUGGCCUCCACGCAGGGCAGCGGCGGGCAGCAGAUCCUCCACGUCAUCCACACCAUCCCCUCCGUCAACCUGCCCAGCAAGAUGGGCAACCUGCAGACCAUCCCCGUGGUGGUGCAGUCCCUCCCCGUCGUCUACACCACCGUGCCCACGGAUGGCGUCACUGCCAUUACCGUGCCCCUCAUCGGGGGGGACGGCAAGAACGCUGGCUCUGCUUUCCUUUCCCGGACCCCUCCAGUGAAAAUGGACCCUGGCUCUGUGUACCCCAUGGACAUGAACAGCGACAGCGAGGACAGCGCCUCAGAGAGCGGCCCAGCACCUUUCCAGGACCUCCAGAGAGAGCCGGCGGCGCGGGGGCCCAGAGCCGAUUCCCCGGACCUGAAGAAGCGGCGCAUCCACCAGUGCGACUUUGAGGGCUGCAAUAAAGUCUACACCAAAAGCUCCCACCUCAAAGCCCACCGGAGGAUACACACAGGUAGGGCUGGGGUUGGUGUCCCCGGAUUCCCCGUGGGCUGGGGGAGGAGUGGUGGUGCUGUGUCCCUGGGCAGAGGGGCGGCCCUUUGGGAGUGCUGA